ACAACCUCAAUUGAACAGCCUCCGCUCUAGACAUGCCCUUCCUCAUAAAUAAAUAAUCAACACCCAAUUAUCUCAUUCCCGACCUGUCACAUAUACCCACAGUACCCCCCGAUACACCCCCGGAGAGAGAAGGAAAAUGUCCUCCCCAUCACCCUCACCCACGCGCCGCUCCGCGACACCAGAAAUCCUCACACCCGGACGGAAAAUCCGAGCCAUGCUGGCUGCCUUCGAUAGCGACUCCGACUCCGACACUGCCACUGCCCAGAAAUCGAAACCGGAGAGAUCGACAUCCACUACCAAGCUUAGCGAUGCGUUGAAGAAGAGUACCAUUUCUACGCAACCGGUCUCCAUGAGUUUGGAGGAGGAAGAGGCUGAGGAUGAGGACGAUGAGGAUAUUAUUAUGCCGAAGGGCAGGAUGGCGGCGAGGUUACAGGGUGCUCAGGGGCAAGGAUCGAGUGGGACGGGGCAGAUGAAGACGGCGUUUGACCGGGUGAGGGAGAGUUUGAGGGCGGAGAAUAAUGAGAAGGAUGACGAGAAGGAUGAGGAUGAGGAUGAGGCUAUGGAUGACGAUGAGGAUGAUGAUGAGGAUCUUCCGACGGCUGGACCGCGGAGGAGAGGCGUUAGACGAAGCUCGAAUGCUGCAUCCGAAUCAGAUCGCGCGCCCUCUCCCACGCGAUCCGACUCCCCACUAUUUGUCUCCUCUCCAGCCAUGAGCCAGAACGAAUCCGACCCCGAAGAAGCACCCAAACCCCAAGCCAACGCCCGAUUCCUCGCCCUUGUCGCCCAGAAACGCAAACAGCGAGAAGAGAAGGAGCAAGCCGAAGCCGAGAAGCGCGCCGCCCGCGCCAAGCAGAACGAGCAGUUCAGCUCGGAGAUCAACUCCGGCAGCGAGAGCGAGGGCGAGAAUGGCUCCGGACGGAAACUCACCCAGCAGGCGGCUCGUCCGGCGCGGAAGGCGAGCAAGAAGGCCCUCGAGGAUAUGCAUCGCGAGACGCAGCGCAUGAGCCGGAAUAUGCAGCUGGCGCAUCAAGCGCAGACGAAGAAGAAGAUCACCAAGGAGAGUUUCUUUGCGCGGUUCAACUUUAUGCAGCCGGAGGCGCAGGCGCAGACGGGCACGCCGGUGGAGAAUUCGUCGAGUGCGGCGGCGUCGCAGAAUACGUCGGACGCGGAGGCACAGAAGGAGAAAGAGACCCCGCGGACGUCGCCUGUUCUUGGGCCGGAGAAGGUGGCGGAGAUGGGGACAGAGCCUGCGCGUGUUGAAAAUGCUGAGGCUGAGAACGAGGAGUUCCCUUUGCUGGAAGAGAUCCUUGCGAACCCAAGUCCGCCAACGGAACAGCCUAUCGUCGCGAGGAUGGAGGUUGACGAGGCUCCACAGCCGACAAAGACGCCUCCUAAGAAGGAGAAGAGAGAACUCACUGGCCCGGCUGUGCGCGUGCGACUGACGAGAGAAGAGGUCGCGCGACAGCAGCAGGAGGAUUCAGACAGUGACCUCGAGGUCGUUACAUCGCCAGCAAAGUGCCGACGUAUCGCAGCGUUCGAAAAUGUGCCCGCCAGGCGGAACCAGGAAUCGGCCUCGAUGAUCAAACUCAAGGCUCUAGCACAUAUCGGAUCCCCCACGCGGAAGUCCAUGGAUCCAGCACAGCUGUCUGCGACGAUUCUAGCUAAGGCAAGACAGCAGGCUUUGAAGGAACGCCAAGACAGGAUCCAAGAGCUUAAAGCCAAGGGUAUCUAUAUCGAAACGGCCGAAGAGCGUGCGGCGAUGGAGGACGAACUUGAGAACCUCGUUGAGAAAGCACGCAAGGAGGCCGAGGACAUCGCGAAACAGGAACGGAAGUCGAAGAAGGGCGAUGCUGACGAUGAAGAAGACGACGACUGGGAGUAUUCUGGUUCCGAGGAAGACGAUGGGGAGGGUGAGGGUGAGGAUGAUGAUGAGGAUGAGGACGAGGAACAGCCAAAGCCUGACGGACUCAUCGAGUCUGAAGCUGGCGAGGACGACGAAUCGGAAGACGACCAGACAGACGCCAUGUCGGUUGACGAGGAGAUCACAACCCAGAGACGCAAGCGACCUACCCGGGUGGUCAGCGACGACGAGGACGAGGCGCCACAGACCCCUGUGAAAUCUGUCACUCCCACGCCGCACUCCGUUGAACGGCCACAGCUACCUUCACAGAGCUCCAACCUGAUGAGCUUGACACAGGCCUUUGCAGGCACGAUGUCUGCCAAGGACGGUAGUCAACCGGAUCCUACAAUCCCCAAUUCCCUACCCGAACCCGGUCCCAUGUUCGACCACCGUCAAGAGUCCGACUCCCAGAUGAUCAUCAAGGACAGCCAGGAACCAAGAGCGGCCUCUACUGAUAUUCUGACGGGAUACACGUCCGACGCACGGGUGUCCGAAUCCCCAGCUCCACGCUCCACCCCGUACUCCCAGAUCCCAGACCCCUCCCAGGACGCCGGGUUCGUGUUCUCGCCGUUUGAUCCUGCGAAGCGAUUCCUCAACGCACCGCCAUCCACCGUCGAUACUGUCCUCGUUGACCAUGACAGCUCUCCCGCUCCAGUCCGGAAGAUGAAACAGCUCAAGCGAGGACGGGCAGAUCUCUCCAUGAUUGAGGAGCAGGACGAGGGCGACUUUGAAAUCAACGCCAGCGCCUUCGACGUGAUGAAGAAAGCCCCCAAGAAGGCCCCCGCCGUCCCGUUUGACCGCAAGAAGAGCAAGGCGAAGAACGUCGUUGAAGAAGCGGCCGAAGAGUCGGACGACGAAUACGCCGGGCUGGGAGGAGCCAGCGACGAGGAGGACGAUGAAGAGAACGCCUACGACCGACAGAUGAUCAACGACAACAGCGGUGAGACCGUGGAUGAGAAGCAGCUCGCAGCCCUGAAUGCUCUCCACGACCGCAACGCCGACGAAAAGCAAGUCGCCAAGCUCCUGAAAGACAUCACGACCGGCGCACUCCGCCGGCGACGCAACGGCGACGAUGAAUUCGACCUAGACGACUCGGACGACGAGCUUCUCGCCCGCCGCCGGCAGAAGCAGCGCGAAUUCGCGCGCAUGCGCAAAGCCCUGCUGGCAGACGAGAAGAUCGGUGAAAUCGCCGAGAACCCCAAGAAGGCGGCGUUCUUCCGCGCGGUGGAGGACCGCGACGAUGACGACGACGACAUCGGCCUGGAGUUCCUCGAUGAAGAGCAGGAACAAGACCAAGACCAAGGCACGCAGAACGAGGACGCACCAGCGCAGCACCCGGCCGCGCAACCCGACGCCGACUCCGACAGCAACAACAAGAGAAAACGGCCGCUCGAACCCGCGCCAGAGGAAGUCUACAACCGCCCGCCGCCGCACCUCCGCCGCAAACCCGCCAGCGCCAUGUCCAAGAAACCCGCCUCGCUGGCCGAGAUCCGCGAGACGCUGUCCUUCCUGACAGAAACCCACGACUACGAUUCCUUCCACGAGGACGCCUCCAUGGAAGACCACGACCACGACCACGACCAUGUCGAAAACACAGAAGACGACGACACCGACCUGACCCUCACAACCGAAUCCCAAGACAAAGAAAAAGACACCCAACACACCCACCCCCGCCGCACGCGUCCCGCGGCCCCGUCGUCGACCGCCUCGCCCUCCUCCGCCAAGCCUCCUCCAACUCCACCUCCAACUCCACCACUGGAAACCGUCUCGCCUUCCAGGGCGCACACUCCGGCGCGGACUUCAUCCGGCCCCCGCUGCUCCGGAAAUCGACGACGGGGAGCAGCUCCAGCUCCAUGUCUAGCACGAUCUCUUCUCGGGCGAAGCAGGUGAGUGCGAAACCGGGUGGUGGAGGUGCAGGCGGGGGGGUUGCGAAAAAGGGCGCAGUGAACUAUUAUACGGCGGCGAGGGAGAGGGAGCGGGAGAAGCAGUUGAGGAUGAG
Messenger RNA from Aspergillus heteromorphus CBS 117.55, 3899 nucleotides. RefSeq lists its product as uncharacterized. The coding region runs from base 137 to 3790 and encodes 1217 amino acids. The transcript has 2 exons. The record is from RefSeq and is a predicted model, not a curated record. Gene Ontology annotation, molecular function: anaphase-promoting complex binding. NCBI's taxonomy places the organism in Eukaryota, Fungi, Ascomycota, Eurotiomycetes, Eurotiales, Aspergillaceae. Gene Ontology annotation, biological process: mitotic DNA replication checkpoint signaling; activation of protein kinase activity; mitotic G2 DNA damage checkpoint signaling.